Messenger RNA from Oryzias latipes (Japanese medaka), 1870 nucleotides. RefSeq names its product regulator of G-protein signaling 20. Lineage: Eukaryota; Metazoa; Chordata; Actinopteri; Beloniformes; Adrianichthyidae. The record is from RefSeq and is a predicted model, not a curated record.
AGUCUUUUAAAGCGUUGACGCGCUGUAUCUAAAUAUUUGGGAGGAACUGCGUCAUUUACGGACAGGAUGACGCGUUCAGAUUCAGAUUUUUUUAACAGGUAAUAAAGCUGUGGAUGAAUGAAGACAUGGGUGACAAUAAAGGGAUGUAUCAGUGACAACAGAGCUGCAAUGAAGUUCUGCGUAAUUUUGCUCCUCAAGUCAUCGGUGACGGAACUGUGAUGCGCGCCGCGCAACAGCCUGCCAGCUCCAGCCUGUCCUGAAGGAAGCCAUCGCAGAAGGCAGCGCACAUUGUGUUCUGGCCAUCAAUGCAUGAGCGCAGAAAAAUCUUUGCACACUUGCAGGAAACGCAUGCGCGUAGAUGAAACCAACUGGUUUGUGUCAAAUCGAUGCAGACGGAUGUGAUCGAGCUGAAAAUCACCUGUAUUCUGGCAUUCAUGGUGACACACAGUCCAUGGGCUCAGAGCGGGCGGAGAUGCGCAAGAGACAGAUGCAGGUUCAUCAGGAAGCAGCUGCCAGUGUCCUCCAAGCGCGCCACAGAAUGGGAAACACCCCCACGAACGCCUCAAACGCCUGCUGCUUCUGCUGGUGCUGCUGCUGUAGCUGCUCCUGUUUGACUGUAAGAGGGGAAGACGAAACCAUACAGAGAUCUACAUUUGAACACAGGACAGAAGAGACAACCAAUAACUGUGAAGAAAGUCCAAAGCCCACUUUGGAAGACGCUAACUCUUGGGCAGUGUCGUUUGAAAGGGUGAUGAAAAGUGCAGCUGGACGGAGCUGCUUCAGGCAGUUCCUGAGGACAGAGUUCAGCGAGGAGAACAUGAUGUUCUGGCUCGCCUGUGAGGAGCUCAAAAAGGAGACUAACAAGAUUGUGGUGGAGGAGAAAGUACGUCAGAUCUAUGAGGACUUCAUCUCCAUCCUAUCUCCAAAAGAGGUCAGUCUGGAUUCACGCGUUCGAGAGGUGAUCAACAAGAACAUGCUGGAGCCGACCUCUCAAACAUUCGACGAUGCUCAGCAGCAGAUUUACACGUUGAUGCAGAGAGACUCGUACCCUCGUUUCAUAAACUCGUCCAUGUACACGGAUCUCCUCAAGAACCUGGAGGAGGCUCCUCCAGAGCCAUAGACUCUCCCCCCCACCCUGCCAGGCACUUCAGGUUGCGGCGCAUGCAUCCCACACAGAGAAGUUUCAUGUUCGUGUUGGCGUCCGGCUAUUUCCAGACCAACUGGUGGAGAACUGAAGACUCCCAGUCUGUGUCCAGCUGUAACUGCUGUUUAUUUACCCACCAUUAGCUUACCAAAACCCUCAGAGCAAACUAGAUCAAGCGCUAGGUUCAGCAUCAGUUACUGCAAUUGUUAAAAAGAAAAAAAAAAACAAAUCUAUAUUUUUAUAAAUACUCCCUAGCGCUCCACAUUGCACUUUUCUACCUUAUUUAGUGAAAGGAAGCAUGUAUCUGUAAGCACUGCAUUUGUAUUUAGGUGUAUUUGUGAGCCUUAAUGCAUUUCCAGUUCUUGUAGAAACGUCUAGGUUUUCUUUAACUGUAAUCCUAAAAAGAAGGAAAGUGCCUUGGAAUAACAUCUUCUACACAAGCAUCUUUGCUCAAACACGAAUGGUGCGACAGUGACUUCACACGUUGGUGCUUUCAGCUCUUUCUCAAAGACGAAACUUUGUACGACUCGAUGAGCUGACGCCCGGAAUCAAUCUCGCCUGUGUCCCAAUACUGUGAUGUUAGUCACAUAUUUCAUUUAAACCAAACAGGGAAGAAAGCAAACACUGAAUACAUGAUUAUGACCACUGAUAUUUGUGUAUUUAAAACCAAUUUGUGUGAAAUAGUUAUUUGAAUUCUCACAAUUUAAAUAAAGCACAAUCAGAUCA